UGCAGCAGGCGUGCUCGCUGUUUGCAGCAGUGCCCAGCCUCUCUCUGCGAAAUAAUGCUUUUUGUAUUCCCGCAUGCCGUUUGUUUUCUUUUAUAAAAUGUCAAGUGCAGACAAGUCAUAGUCGUAACCGUCAUGGUCUAUCGUCGAUCCAGUAGGUUGACCUAGCUCAUACGAUCCUCAUCAUCAAACGGUGGGUACUCGGCUCUGGCGUCAUGCAUGCACUACCACAGCCGGGGAACCAACGUUAUAUCAAGGUAUAAACAGGAUGAGGCCUAUUUGUUAGACCCCGACCAACCCACCUCCGCUCAACGAGAAUAUCAUCGUGAUGGCCGAUGAUGAUGAUCAACAACAACCUGGUCAGCUGAAGCCCAACUCGGGAUUGGGCUCUCUUCCAACGUUAGUACCAGGACUACAGGGCCCCGAGGCCAAUGCGUUGCAGUACAAAAUAAAGAAUUCAAUUUGCAAAUCUGUACAAUCAAAAGUGGACAACAUAUUGCAAGAUGUUGAGAAGUUUACAGACAUCGAGAAACUCUACCUCUACCUUAAGUUGCCUUCUGGUCCCAACAAUGGCAUUGAUAAAAGGACUGAGAAUCAGAGAGCCUCCACUCCUGGACUAUGUGACCAGAGUGGCAUGUCGUCCAGCCGAACACAGCAGAUGUACGCUUUCAACUGGAUCCGCAAUCACCUAGAGGAGCACCCUGAGACAUCACUGCCUAAGCAAGAGGUGUACGACGAGUACAAGAGCUACUGUGACAGUCUUGCCUACCACCCACUGAGUGCUGCAGACUUUGGAAAGAUCAUGAAGAACGUCUUUCCCAACAUGAAGGCUCGCCGCCUGGGCAUGAGAGGCAAAUCUAAAUACUGUUAUAGUGGACUGAGGAAGAAAGCUUUUGUUCACAUGCCUUCUCUGCCCAACCUGGACUUACAAAAAUCAGAUGACGGGUGUGAGUUAAUGGAGCCGUCGUCGGGCCAGUCUCCCAGUGCGGAGGAUGAGAUGCGCUCAGCGGCCUGUGGCUUGGUGUGUGAGUGGGCUCAGAAGGUCCUCAGCAGACAGUUUGAUGCCGUGGAGGACUUGGCUCGCUUCCUGCUCAACAGUCACUACAUAGGAACCAAGUCCAUGGCUGCCCUCACCGUCAUGACUGGGGCUCCCACAGGUCUAAAGACGCCCACGCCAACCUCUGCGUUCGUGCCCACGUCCGAGGCCUCGUCCUUCCAGCCGCAGGUGAAGACGCUGGCCUCUCCCUCGGUAGACGCCAAGCAGCAGCUCCAGAGAAAGAUCCAGAAGAAACAGCAGGAGCAGAAGCUCCAGUCCCCCCUGCCUGGAGAGGCCCAGGGACAGAACCAGGCCAGGAGGACCGAGGCCAGCACCCCAGGGCCAGCUAUCCCUUGUGGAAGUCCUGCUCUGCUCUCACCACAACCUACCAUUGGUAUAGUGGUGGCAGCUGUCUCCAGUCCCAUCACGGUCCAGAGGAGCAGACAGCUGAUGACUUCCCCUAGCCCAGUGGGAUCCGCCGAGGGGAAGGUCCUGCCAACGGUCAACUUCCAGGUGGUCACCCACACCCAGUCUCUGACCCACAGGCAGUCCCCGAAGACUCCCCAAAACAUCUCAGCCAGCCCCGUGGGCGACCGCCUGGCCAGGCACAGGUACCCCCAGAUCCUCCCCAAGCCCUCAGCCACGGGGGCCAUCACCCUGCGUUCGCCCCCCACCCUGCUCAUCACAAACAGCCCCAUGAAGACCCACCACGUUGUCAAGAUGACCGCCAUCUCCCUGGCCCCUAGCAACACUCUCAGUACCAGCAGUAACAGUAUGGUCCUCAGGCCAGCUUCGGCCGGGGUGGGAACCACCACCACCACCACCACCUUUACCACCAUCGCUGCCCUAGAGGAGGUUCAGCAACAGGGACAGAGCCAGGGAGGCCCCCCAGCCCCAGCCACCCCCCAGUCCCCUGCAGCAUGGCCUGGCGCCCCACCCUCCACCCCUAUUCCCACAGUGGUCCCUGAGGCCAUCAUCACUGAUAAUACCCCGGGCUGUAACUCUGAUAAACGGAGCACCAUAAAGCAGUCCCCCUGUGGGGCCAAAGGUCCAGAGAGAGCCACCAAGUACCGGGCGGCCAGCGAACCCUCGCUUAUGGUCAAAUGCUCACCAGGACCUGACAGAGUGACCGCUAGGACCAAAAGCGUCUCAUUCUCCUCCACCUCUCCUCCAGCUGCUGCCACCAAUGCAGCGAUCAAGUGGGCGGGGCCUCAGCAGGACAGCAAUAAGAGCAUCAUCGCCACCACCUGUCAUCAAGAAAGUCCUUUGUAUCUGACUGUUGCUCCCUCGGCCAAUCAAAAUACUCCUAACGUCAGCGGAAUGUCCUCCUCGUCCAAUGGCUCGUCGGCUGUUACCUUAUUGUCCCCUAAAGACUCCUCGUUUGGGGUCAAGAGCCCCAGGAAGCGGGCCGGCCCCGGGCUGGAUUCCUCCCACGUCAUCCCUGUGAAGCGCGUCUUCAUCUCCCAGCAGCCUUUGAGUGUGACCUUUGACCCCAAACCAUGGGUUCCAGCUAGACCUGGCACUCCUGCCAGACCUGAGAGUGCCCCCUGUCGAGUGACAGUGAAACAACACCUAAUGCCCACGAAGAUCCUGGCGCUGUCCGACUCGCCUGUCACGAACGCAGACAUCUCCUCCCUCUCUUCCUCGCAGGCUGUCGUCAGUGUGAAGCCACAGGUCUCCUCGUUGCUGGUAGUGAAACGCGAAGACCCGUCCUCUCGAGGACUAACACUAAGCACUGUCAGCAGUCACACCAGCAGCACUGCAGCCCCUGAUAGCACCACCACCACAGUGUCUGAGCAGCAGCAACACUCUGGGGCCUCUGUCUCUGUGAUGGCGGUAGGAGCACAGCAUCAAUCUGAGGCCUCUGUCUCUGUGAUGGCGGUAGGAGCACAGCAUCAAUCUGAAGCCUCUGUUUCUGCGAUGGCGGUAGGAGCACAGCAUCAAUCUGAGGCCUCUGUCUCUGUGAUGGCGGUAGGAGCACAGCAUCAAUCUGAGGCCUCUGUCUCAGCGAUGGCGGUAGGAGCACAGCAACAAUCUGAGGCCUCUGUCUCUGUGAUGGCGGUAGGAGCACAGUGUCAAUCUGAGGCCUCUGUCUCUGUGAUGGCGGUAGGAUCACAGCAACAAUCUGAGGCCUCUGUCUCUGUGAUCGGGGAUAUAAAGAGCACAAUGUGGGAGGAGUCAGCUGCGGGGCAGCCGGAAGAGCUGCAGAAACAGACCUUCAGUCAGAAUAUACCAGCAGACCACACCAAGCAGCAGGCCCUGGGCUCCACCAUGAACCAACACCAACUCCCAAACAUCAUGUCCCAGACCUCAGACUCCUCUGAUCAGUUAUCUGGCCUUCACCAGGAGAUGGUGGACUUUGCCUCCUCAGCCUCCCAGCACGGCUCCACCAUGGACUACUUCUCCUUUAACGAUGACGAUAUGACCCAGGACAGCAUAGUGGAGGAACUGGUUCAGAUGGAGGAACAGAUGAAGCUGAAGGGCCUCCAGCCGUUGUUCAGUAGCUGUGUGGAUAAUAUCUCUCUCCAGGGACAGCCUGGGGGCCCCCAGGGGUCCAUCCUCAACACUCACCACCAGGGGGAUAGUUCCUCUUUCUACCAGUCUGCCCAUAGCAGCACAACCCCCAUCCAGACUCCCACCCCGACUCCCACCCCGACUCCAACCCCGACCCCCACCGAGAUGACUCUCGGUGGGCACGGGCUGACCAGAGAGAGCCCCUGUUGCCAUCACAGCAUGGCCCCUAUCACGCCCGUGGAGGGGCCUCUAGGAGGCCGACACACCCCUAUAAGCGCUCUGUCUAACUGUUCUAGCGGCAUUCCGCCCAGCCCUGUGGAGUGCAGGAACCCGUUUGCCUUCACCCCUAUCAACUCCAGCAUGGCAGGGGGUUACCACGAUGCCUCCGUGGUGUCUGUCUCCUCCAGUCCCAUCAAGCCCAUGCAGAGACCCAUGGCCACGCACCCAGAUAAGGCUAAACUGGAGUGGAUCAACAACCGCUACAACAGUAGUGGUACUGAAGCUACUGGAGGAGUCGGAGCAGGGCCAGGGUCUGGGUUAUCCAUCUCUAACCACAGCCUUGGUGGACUCCUGCCUAGUUACCAGGAUCUAGUGGAUGACCAUUUCCGUAAGCCGCACGCCUUCGCUGUUCCGGGCCACAGUGGCCAGUCUUUCCAGUCUCAGUCCAGACUGCAGGAUGGCGAACACUUCUCUCCCAUCUCCCCGGUGCAACAGCAGAUGACCAGCGUGUCGACCACGCCCACCAACACUCCAACCAAACAGGAUGAGAGAUUUGCUGUGCCCGCCCCUUUAGACAACAAGGGCGGAGCCUCAUCGUCGGGGGGCGGGACGUUCCGUUGCCGUAGCGUCAGCCCCGCCGUGCGCCAGAGGACCUUCAGCGGCACUGGCACAACCACUCAAUUGGUCGUCUCCCCUUUCAGCUCCCCCAUGACCUCCUCCGAGAUACUCAGCUUCCUGUCCAAUAGCCAAUCGGUGGGCAGUAACCUCCACAGCAUGGCCCAGCGCAGCCAAUCGGUGCCCUUAAACAUCAUGAUGCAGAGCGUUGUGGAGAUGGAGCUGCUUCCUGUAGAGAUGCAGGCCAUCCAGGGACAGAACCAGAGUAAUGCCAAUAAGAUCACCAACGUCCUCUUGAGUAAGAUGGACUCUGGCGUGGACGACACAGUCAGGGGCCUGGGCAUCAACAACUUCCCCUCCAACUACACUGCCCGCAUGAACCUCACCCAGAUGCUGGAGACCCAGUCUCAGAGCCAGGCCACCAAUGGGAGCUUCACAACCGGAAGGGGAGGAGGUAACACCCACCAAUCCCACCUUCAGCUGCAGACCGUCAGCUCCAGCCCUGCCUCCUUCGACCUCCAGCAGCAUGGGGGCUACCUCACCAGCGCUGGAGGAGGCGGGGGUGGGGUGAGCUUCUCCUCUGGAGACAACCAAGCACAAUCAGGUCCUGGUGAGAAUGUGGAUCUGGAGCUCCAGCAGAUCCAGGGCCUCCAAGAGCUCCAGACCCAGACCCAGCUCCAAUCCCAGGCUAGACUGCUCCAGAGUCCCCAGCUCCAGGGUGGGCUCCAGCUUCUCCAGACCCAGACCCAGCUCCAAUCCCAGGCUAGACUGCUCCAAAGCCCCCAGCUCCAGGGUGGGCUCCAGCUUCUCCAGACCCAGACCCAGCUCCAAUCCCAGGCUAGACUGCUCCAGAGUCCCCAUCCCCAGCUCCAGCUUCUCCAGACCCAGUCCCAGGUACUCCUCCAGCCCACCCCCACCCAGCAGCAGCAGGACGAUGACGCCCAGCAACAGCUAGACUUCAACAACACUGUUAAAGACCUGUUAGGUGACGACGGCCUCAACGUUGACGCUGAAGGCCUCAACCCCAGCUCUCAACUGGUCGGUCAGGUGGCGUCAGAGCUUAAUGCCGCCGUGGUGUCCGACUUCACCAAUGACAUCAGGUUGACCUCCGACCUUUCCAACAGCAUCACUGACCUGAACACACUGGACGCCAACCUCCUGUUCAAUCCGUCCAAUCAGCAGCAAGAACAGUACGAAGACGCCACACUGGAAGAGCUGAAGAACGAUCCUCUGUUUCAGCAGAUAUGUAGUGAUACUGUGAACUCCUCGUUCGACUGGCUAGAGAGCAAAGACCAGCCUACUACCGUAGAGAUGUUGGGCUAAUGUUGUUAUUGGACGCAUCCCAAAUGGAUGCUCAUUCUCUACAUAGUGCACUACUUUUCAUCAGGGUCCAUAGGGUCGACCCAUAGAGCCUGGUCAAACGAAGUGCACUAAAUAUAGGGAAUAGGAUGCCAUUUCAAAUGCAAACCAGUAUUUUUAAAUAAGUAUUUAUGGUUUUCGUUUUGUUGUCUUUUGUUUUGAACUGUGAGUAAUUUGUAUACAGUGUAUUUGGGAAAAUAUUCAGACCCCUUCACUUUUUACACAGUUUGUUACGUUACAUUCAUUCUUAUUCUAAAAUGGAUUCCAUUGUUUUUUCCCCCUCCAUCAAUUUACACACA
Oncorhynchus mykiss (rainbow trout) is the source of this 6039-nucleotide messenger RNA. Its product is annotated as DNA-binding protein RFX7. Gene Ontology annotation, biological process: regulation of transcription by RNA polymerase II. NCBI's taxonomy places the organism in Eukaryota, Metazoa, Chordata, Actinopteri, Salmoniformes, Salmonidae. Gene Ontology annotation, molecular function: DNA-binding transcription factor activity, RNA polymerase II-specific; RNA polymerase II cis-regulatory region sequence-specific DNA binding. The record is from RefSeq and is a predicted model, not a curated record.